Messenger RNA from Leptinotarsa decemlineata (Colorado potato beetle), 1773 nucleotides. Its product is annotated as facilitated trehalose transporter Tret1. Gene Ontology annotation, cellular component: membrane. Gene Ontology annotation, biological process: transmembrane transport. Lineage: Eukaryota; Metazoa; Arthropoda; Insecta; Coleoptera; Chrysomelidae. Gene Ontology annotation, molecular function: transmembrane transporter activity. The record is from RefSeq and is a predicted model, not a curated record.
UCAAUAAAUAACUUCAUUAUUUAAUAACAUCAAGAACUGUACAGCUACAAAAAGAACAGACGCUUAUUUAUUAUGAAAAUGCAGGUGACUAGGAAAAAUGUUUGUAAUUCAGGAGUACUUUUUCAAAUUUUCGCAGCAGUGAUAGCAAAUCUAAUGGCAAUAUCUGAUGGAAUGACAGUAGGAUGGACUUCGCCAAUGAUUCCAUACUUCCUGAGUGACAAAAGCCACAUCAAGAUAACCCAGAACCAAGCGGAAUGGUUGGAGACCUGGCUCCUUAUGGGGGCGAUAAUAGGCUUACCUUUGACAAUAUUUUUUGUCGACAAAAUAGGUCGGAAGAAGUCCCUUUUACUUGCAUCCUUCUCUCUUCUAGUUGCUUGGAUAAUAAUAGCUUUUGCUCAGAACAUAGAGACCAUUUAUGUAGCCAGGGUGAUUUCUGGUAUAGGUGGCGAUAUGGCUUUCGUAGCAGCUCCCAUGUACAUCGCAGAAAUGGCCGACCAAAAAAUCAGAGGAUUUCUCUCAAGCAUCAUCUAUCUCAUGAUGCUCACUGGGGUGCUGACAGUAUACAUCGUAGGACCCUACUUACCUUUUUACGUUCCCUCACUCAUAGGAGUAAUAUUACUCUCUAUAGAACUGAUUGUUUUCUCGUGGCUUCCAGAAACACCAUAUUACCUCCUGUUGAAUAACAGUAAUGAAAAAGCUAAAAUGUCCCUACAGAAAUUCAGAUCUGCUGGGUCUGUGGAAAAAGAGUUGGCUGAAAUAUCUUUAGCAGUGGAGAGACAGAAGGCAGAGAGAGCUAGGCCCCAAGACAUACUUCUAGUCAGGAGUUAUAGAAAAGCAAUGCUCAUAAUGGCCAUGCUGAAUGCUGCACAGCAACUCAGCAGUAUUAACGUAAUUUUGAUGAAUAUGCACCAGGUCCUAGAAGAGGCUGGAUCUAUUUACGUAGCGCCUCCCAUCGCUGCCAUAAUGUUUGCAGGGUUGAUGUUUAUAGCAGCAGCUUUUGCGUCAGUAACUAUAGACAGGUUUGGACGGAAGAAACUAAUAAUGUCAUCUAGUAUCCUCACGGGGUUUUGUCUGUUAUCACUGGCUGUUUAUUUUAAUAUAAAAAAUGCCGGGUGGGAGUACAAGAGCUUAAGCUGGAUUCCCAUAGUUUCUGUGAUGACUUACGCAGCUGUUUUCAAAGUAGGCUUAGGAAUGGUACCGAUAGUGAUCACAGCUGAAAUAUUCGCCUCCAAAAUGAAGGCACUUGGCAUGGCAAUAGCAGAUGGGAUUUAUGUAGCAACAGCUAUGAUCAGUAUUUAUUUAUUCAACCUACUGAGAGAGAAUUUUGGGAUGCAUGUUCCAUUCUAUCUCUUUGCUUCUUGCUCUUUCACCACAUCACUGUUAGUGUUAUUUUAUGUGCCAGAGACCAGAGGAAAAACGCUGGAUCAAAUUCAGUUGCUGUUGGAGGGAAAAUAAUCGCCUAUACGGAAAGACAAUUCAAGUGUCUCUUCUGCAUAUUGUUGGUUUUUAUCAACUUCAAAUUGAAAUCCUUAUAAUACCAUUUUUAUUGAAAAAAUAUUCAUCCUUUUUGAGUAUCGCUUGCAGGCAUUUUGACCUCACAAAGGAAGGUGUCGAAAACAUUUUAGCAGAUAAUGGGUCCUUACUCUACCUUCAGCCUCUAUUUUGAAUUGUUUUGUACUAUAAAAUAUUGCAAUUUACAUUGUUAGUGAUUUCCCUACAGAAUGUACCUACUCAUAGAUAUUGUGUACAUAUUAAAAUUGCCUGAAGUUGUUU